ACAAUUCAAAAAUAGAAAUAAAUUUAAAUUUUUUAGUCAACUGAAUUUUUUUUUUUUUCGAAAUGCUCCAACGUAUCCCCAAACAUGCUAGGAACCUCCGCAAUAGGUCUGCGACGCGUCGUGCAAGGGCGAACCGAGCUCGAAUGCAAAACAACAUGUCCGGACAUUCAAAUCGACGGGGGACUAGCUAUCGCAGAUUCCGGCCUUUGGGGUCUGGAAGAUGUAUUCUUGUUAGACGUCAGCAUAGGAACUCAACUGGUAUUCAACACCGGGCAAUUUCCCGAAGAAGGAAUUUUAGACGUAGGACCCGGAACCAAGCUCCUGUGCCAUCCGUGAAUCAAUCCAAUCCAUCAAUACAGACAGGGCAAUGUACCCUAUACAUACCAACCAAUCAACCAGAUUGUACUUUAGACGACUUGCUAGCAAAUGUAAUUAGAGAUAUAUCGACGGAACUGUUGGCCAUAAGGAGGGUAGAAACCCCAUCUGGUUACGAUCUGGAAUUUUAUAUAUUGGAUAAAAAUCAGGAGGUUCAAGGUGAAGUUAACGACAAUGAUCCUAAUAUUGGCCAAGAAGUUCAGGAAGCUCAGAAUAAUAAUCCCAAUAUCGAUCAAGAAGUUCAGGGUAGUAGUCCUAAUAUGAGCCAAGAAGAUCAGGAAGGUCAGGAUAACAAUCCUAAUACGGGUCAAGAAGUUCAGGAUAAUAGUUCUAAUAUAAGCCAAGACGUUCAGGAAGGUCAGGAUAACAAUUCUAAUACGGAUCAAGAAGUUCAGGAUAAUAGUCCUAAUAUAAGCCAAGAUGUUCAGGAAGGUCAGGAUAUAUAUUCAAUCAUGGGACAAGAUGUUCAGAAAAAUAAUGAAAAUGGAAAUGAUCAAAAUUAA
Messenger RNA from Drosophila eugracilis, 878 nucleotides. RefSeq names its product TNF receptor-associated factor family protein DDB_G0272098-like. The transcript is spliced from 3 exons. NCBI's taxonomy places the organism in Eukaryota, Metazoa, Arthropoda, Insecta, Diptera, Drosophilidae. The record is from RefSeq and is a predicted model, not a curated record. Bases 63 to 878 code for a protein of 271 amino acids.